Molecule: messenger RNA, 7107 nt
Organism: Symbiodinium sp. CCMP2592
Lineage: Eukaryota; Dinophyceae; Suessiales; Symbiodiniaceae
Source: the annotation of a GenBank genome assembly
AUGCACACCGGUGGCGACUUGGAGCCGGAUGCUCUUCUGCCCACCUACGAGGAUGCGGCUGCAGCUGCAGGUUUUGUGGUUGAGGGGAGCUCUUUGCCAGCACUGCUCCCGACAGCUGAUGCUUCCCCGCAAGCGGUCAGACAUGUUGAUGCACUGGUUUGGCCGACCCGAUACAGUGCUUCGGGGCAUAAUGAUGCCGUCGUCCCGCCGCCAUUUCUAAGAUUACCCUUGCCUGACGGGGUCGAGGACAGUGAGGCCAUUUCGGAUUGGUUGGGGGUUAUCGUCAUGGCCCCACACUAUCAAACCACGCAUUGGGCUUUGCGUUUUGAUAGAGGGUUAGGAAUUGAUGCCCUCCUCUCCGCCGUGCUUGAUCUGGGAGCUGCGCUAUGCAAUGGCACGGCUGAUUCGGUUGUUGCACUCAAGCCACAACGGCACCGAGGGUAUGCAAUGGUCUUGGCGUUUCCCAGCGUGGUUUCGCAACUUGGGCCUCAUGGGCACGUGGCGUGCGUGCUUGACUUAUCGCAUGUUGGUGGGGCUUAUUUUGCUACUGUGCUGCCAGCCCUCAUCAGCUACGAUGAUAUUGAGAGCUUCGUACUGCCUCUCAUUAGCGCUGCCGUGGAUCAAUUCCGUUUCUUCCUUCCCGGGCGGGAUGACCCGUGGCCGUACGAGCAGGACUUGCAGUUGGAGCACGGUUUUGUGAUCACGGUCCUUGAGGAGAGUCGACGCCUGGGAGCUUCUAUCCGACAUGCUGUUGGCAAUCUGUUGGACCUUCCAGUCGAACAUUUGACCAUGAAUGCUUGUCGUAUGAGUGAUUUGGAUGUGCAGGGCAGUGCUUGUUGCGAGGUCCUCCAAGUUGUCCGUUUGCCCUCUCCUGAUGAACAGAAUACGGAGGCUUGGCAACGGCGUGACAUUUUUGUCCUGUGCGACAUGCGUGCCCUUGGUUUGCGCCCCGUGACGUAUUUUACUCAUUCCCUCACCGUCCACGUCCCUCCGACGGAGAUGAUGACGAUUCUGACCAUGAUGAGCAGGAUUCUUCCGAUUCUGACGCAGCUGACCCCCAGGCUGAUGCGCCCGAUCUUCCAGGCUUCCUUUUUCAUCUUCGUGCCUGAUUACCUGCCGGAGGUGAUCUCUCUUCCUGUUAACAUGCCUGCGACCUUGGCCGAGGUCCUCUUUAUGAUACAGGAAAUUCGGUUCGAUGUUCCGGCGGGUCGUUUUCCACAGCUGAUCCCGACUCGACCUCAGCUAAGCGAUGCCUUUGGUUGCCUUCUGGCAAUUCCUGCUUGGCCAGAGGAUCGUGCAGUGGUCAUGUUUGAUUUGAGGCUUUUCAAUGGGGCACUCUUCGCAUCUUGCGCCUCGCGUGCUAUGAGACGCGAGGACCUUUUGGUUUUGGCCGGUCUCGGUUCUGGGGCGUGUGUGCAUGUCUUUGUGCCCUCUCAGCCGUGGGCCCUCGGUCCGAGACAGCUGGUCUAUUUAAGCCAUGGAGAUGUGAUCUCUUUUGUUAGCUACGGCACUCCUUUUGUACCUGGUGCCGAUAUCGAGGAGAUGCUUCAUGACCCCGAUAGUUGGGAGGAUGACGCUGUCAUUCCCGAGCUUGACGCGGGUUUUUGCUUCCUCUCUGAUUUCGAUACCUUCCGUCUUCCGGUCCCUCCUGCCGGAAAUGUGGGAUUGCGUCAGCUGGUUGGAGAGAGUCUCCAAUGCGCGCCACAUGCACUCACCCUGCGGGCGACUAGGCCCACUCGUGUGGGACACCAGCAUAUCCUCGUGCUUGAUAUGCGGCCUAUUUUGCGGGGUCUCGACUGGAGACUGCUCGAGCAUGAUCGUGUCUCUGUUCGGUCUCUUUUGGAUGCCUUCGAGCCGCUUUGCCCCAGUGGUUUUUCGGUCACUGUUUCGGGUGGUCGUGAGGAAGAAGUGGCGGGCGAGCUGGUCAUCGUGUCUGAGGACGGCCAGGCUCUGUCAGUUGACUUUGAAGCUAUCCUCGCCCCCGGCCAGGAUGAGGAAUUGGCUUUGUCACACCAAGGCAGUGAUCACGAGUCCUCCCCAGGUGACACUGACAGGCACUUUCGCGAUGCUGAUGCUGAGAUCGAGAUCUCAAGUGGAUCGGAUGCUCGAAGUCGAUCACCCAGAGGAGAGGCUACUGAUUUGCAGGGGUCCGACAGGUGGCGCGCACAGGCUGAGGUUGCACAAGAUGGAGGUUGUACCAUAGGUGCCGCGCAUCUCUUGCUUUUGCUCUUGGUGUUCCCGGACUGUGGCGUUUCAUGUGCCAGUUUUGGCAUGCAUGCAGUCCGCUCUGCCUUUGCUCGCUUCCCGCCCUCUGUGUUGACGGGGUUCUUUGUGCAGAUGGCUUUCGCUAUCCAGGUCCGCGCUUGCCUGGGUACCCUGCUGUCCGUUGUCGGGUGCGGCAGGCCGCUCCCAACUCCUUGUCGUGCGACCUCGGCUCUGGAGACUCAUCCUGUUCCGGGUCUGGCAGAAUACUGUGUUGACGGACCAACGCUUCUUGAGUGCAGUCUGCAAGAGCCAGGAAACGAGGCCUUUUUGCUGUCCUGUACGUUGUUAGAGGUUUUGGUUGAGCACGGGCAGGUCGCAGAUCACCCCGCCGCAGCUCGAAGCCAUCGACAUGUUCUUACACUCGAUGAGCUGCUCCCCGCGGGGCCUGCGACAGAGUACAUUCCUUCGAGUAAGGGAGAUAACACUGUUGGGCCAGAGGUCUUCGAUCUAGAUGUUGGGCAGUGUCAACUACCGUGCUCUGUGCAGGAUUUGCACGCUUUGCUGGGGCGAACUUUUCCUUCGGAGCUUCCUGCACCACCCGCAUCGGCCAUAGGUGCCGAGUGGGGGCAAGCCACUCCAUACCUAGCUGAGUUGGCUGGGCUAUUCUGGUGUGCCCUCUUGGCGCUGCGCAUGCCUUUCGCUUCGGGGUUUGUUUGCCGUGCGGAUAACCAGGCCGCCCUCUUUGGAGCAGAAGGGCGUAUUGGCAUGCGGAAACACCCUCUUGCGGAGGCGGUCGCCUGUCUGCACAUGGCGCUCCGUAUCCUGCGGGAUGACGCUGUGCGCUAUUAUCAUGUCUUGGGCCAUUCUGGGGAUCCAGCCAACGAACUGGCGGAUGGCCUUGCCUCCCUGGGAGCCAUGGGUCCGCCUUGCAGCCUCGAGGUCAGCCCUACGGUCUUUCCUUCAGUGCAGCAUGACGUGCUCUCUUGGAGUUUGGAGGAACCGGAGUCUGUGCUUCCUGGCCAUGCUCUCAUGGCGCCCUUUACCCGGGCCUUCCCAUCGUCGGAGGUCUCCGACGGCAAGUGCGCCCCUUUUGAGUUUGCGUGCGUCUCCUUCAACGUGCUCUCGUUGUUGGAAAAGGACGAUUGUGCUGUUGGAGCUGCCGCUGGCCUUUAUGGCUCGGCCGGGCGCGUAGCCCUCCUGGCAACUACGCUACGCGACCACAAAGUGUUUCUAGUCCUGUACUUUCUGGCAGGGCAUGCGCCCCAUCGCAUGCAUGAUGCCAGGACUAGAGAAGCUUGGUGGACGGAGACUUGCCAGUUGUGCCGACAAUACGGUCCGCACGCACGGUGGUUAGCCAGUCUGGAUGCAAACUGUCGAGUCGGUGAUGUUGAAACUGAGCACAUUGGUGGUUGGCAGGCGGACCAGCAGGACCUGGGUGGGGACGGUCUGCACGCUUUACUUCGACAACACGAUAUGUGGCUGCCUUGCUCAUUCCAGGAAACGAUGUCAGGACCUGGCGGCACUCUGUAUCAAAAGGUUUCUCGCGAGUUGCAGCGAGGGGACUUUAUUUGUCUGCCUAUGGAUUGGCGGCGCUGCAAAGUCUCAGCGAGAGUUGAAGCAGCUAUCUCCGCCGGACAUGCAGUCUUGGAUCACCUUGCGGCCCGACGCCUGAAGGCUGCCUUCCUUUCUGCGGAUGCGGCUGAGAUUCACCAGGCUGUGUCUGUUCUGCGCCAUGACUUACGUAAUCGUCUGACCGGGUUACGCCUAGCACGCCUGCGCUGUGCUUGGAUUGCUUGGCGUGGUGGACCUGCCUUCGAAACCUUGUUCUCCGGGCCAUGGUUGGGUCAGCUUCGUCUCUCUAUUGGCCUUUUCACUAUGCGCAUCGGUGUUCUUGGCCGCGUAUUGCGCAGAAGGUGUCGGUUGGACAAGCGGCUAUAUCUCGAGGCGCUCGCUGACGAGGUUGAUGGUUCUGCUGGGGCCCAGGCCCAGUGCGCUUUGAAGAAGGCAGACGGCACUAUGUGUCAAUCUGAAUCUGAAGUCAUUGAGCAGUGGCGGCAACAUUUUGCAAACAUGGAAGGCGGCCGGGUGGUGCAGCCAGACACGCUCGCCACCUCCUGCUUGGCACGUCAGCGUUCAAUACCUCCCGCAGAGUCCCUGCAAGUUGACGACAUGCCUGAUCUCCUUCAGGUGCUUGAGGCCUUUCGGCAGGUCAAUCCGCACAAGGCUGCCGGACAAGACUGCAUUCCACCCGCGCUCUGCAAGCAGUGCCCGGGACAGCUUGCGGUGCUCUUCUGGCCUAUUGUGUUGAAGGCGAUGAUACAUUCGUCAGAACCGGUGGGGCUAAAAGGAGGAGUUUUAUUCCACAUCGAUAAACCCGGUGUGCCGGAUAAGCUUUCCCUCCAGUCCCAGCGGGGGAUACUGGCACAGUCUAUUUUCGAGAAGAUACUGCAUAAAACCCUCCGAAGGCUCGUGGUCGGCGAGAGAGUCAGAGAAGCUGUGGUCGGCGGGGGACUGGGAGAUGCACCCCUGGAAGAGGUUGUUCGUACCUUGGGGCUCCGAGAUGAGGAUAUGCAAAUUUUGUGCUCGUACGUGCAGGAUGAGCCAGCCUUGCAAUCCGUGCAGGGUCAUAGCCUUUUACAGGUUAUGUCUCGUGAAUUCCAUGCUCACACCUGGUUCGCUCUUGCCGGCGACCCUUGCUUGGUGCAGACGAGUAGGGGCACGCGGCCAGGAGGAUGCCUGGCCGAUGCCAUGUUCUCGAUCCUGUUCCUACGCGUGCUGGCCCGACGAGGGGACUUCCGUGAACAAGGUUGGUGCCCGGAGGUCUGCUGGACCGGCUCUAGGGAGCUGGUUUCAUGUCCUGUUGCACGUGGGCUUCCCAAACUCAAGGUGCAGGACAUUGUGUACGCGGACGACCUAGCAACGUGUGCCACGUGCUCGCAUGCAGCCGAGCUUCCGAGGGUGGUAACACGGAUCACCGGUGUCACGCUUGACACACUCGCUGGGCACGGUCUAUCCGCAAAUAUUGGCCCGCGAAAGACCGCAGCUAUGAUCUGCCCAUCAGGUGUUGGGGCAAAAGCAGUUCGGACUCAGAUCUUCACCCGGGAUAAAGGGAAAAUAGCCGUUCUUUUGGAACACAGUUCCCCUGUUUCGCUCGAUGCCAUAUCGACCUAUAAACACCUGGGGGCAAGCUUGUCUUACAGCGGCUCCAUGCUCCCGGAGAUCCGUUCCAAGCUCGGCGCGGCUCGCGCUGCUUUCCGAGAAGGACAGAAGUCUGUGUUCUGCUCUUGCAGGAUGCACCUUCGUAAGCGAGCAUCCCUUUUCAGAGUUCAUGUGCUCUCGGUCCUUUUGGCCGGGGCAGGCGCUUGGCCUGAAUUAUGUUGUGGAGGCUGGAGGCUUUUCGAGCAGGGUGUGUUUGCCAUGUACCGCAAGCUGCUGCGAAUCCCGCAUCAUGAGGAUCAACAUGUCUGCAAAUGGCGCAUUGUGAGCUUGUUGGGUCUUCCGACCCCUGCCGAGCUUCUGCACGUCGAACGGCUUCGUUUCCUCUCACAACUGGUGUGUGCUGCUCCGGACGAGGCAUGGGCUCUGCUGCAAAAUGCUCCCAGAGCCCUGCGAGCUAUGUGGUCUGCCAUUGCCUGGUUCCAAGAGGCGAUAGUCUGUACCACAGAGCUAGGAGAUGUCUUGGCUAACUGGAGCCUAUGGAGGGACUUGAUCAAAAGCUUUCCUGGUCGUUGGAAAGGCCUUAUCAAGAGGGCUGUCGCAUGGCAUGGAGCUCGACAUGCCGCGCGCGCGGAUUUGGAGGCGUGUUUCCGUAGUUGCUGGCGCCCCGCCCCCAAGCCCCUGGCCACAACUGAUUGCCUUCAGCACGGCUGUGUGUUGUGUAAGGUUGCUUUCUGCGACGUUCAGUCCUGGGCGGCGCAUGCGGCGAAGUCGCAUAAGUACCGUGCGCACCACAGGCGCUAUGCGGUCGGCGUGCGCUGCCGCGCCUGCGGCUCCGUCUUUCCUCAACAUAGACGGUUGGUGCAGCACCUCAAGAUUUCCCCACGGUGUUGUCAGGCCGUGGCCUUGGACAAACCUGGUCUUCUCCCCGCCUUGAGUCUUCCCGAGGGUCCUGCGCAGGCGCUUCUCCAACCCGGGGGUCAAAUUGGUUCAGUUCCCGAGCUUAUCGCUGACUACUCUCGGGAGCUUCUCGUCGCUUUGCGUGCCACGUGCUUUGAGUCUGAUGAGCACAUCUUCGACACCGUUGCGAGUUUCAUUGAGCCUUUUCCCGUCCUGCGUCAAACCCUUGUUGUUUGGGUUUCCGAAUUGGAUGAUAGCGAUGUCAAGGAAUGGGCUGUUGACGUCCUCAGUUGUUGGCAGGUUGAUUUGCUUUGUGAUAAAACUCCUGCUGCCAAAAAGGAUGCUGACAAUGUUGGAGUGGCUGACUAUGCUUUCAGGCCACUCAUUGAGCCCUUCUUUCUUUCGGUCGAACACGUGCAAGGGUCUGCGCUGUUGGCGGGGACUUCCUCGGACUUGAACUUGGAUAGGGCGUUUCCCGUGAGGCCCUCCGUUUGGACUCAUGUUGGCUUUGAGUCCGCGGAGGUUGAUCUCUCUACUUUCUCGUCCUUGGUUGUUUGCUUCCCAGCUCCUCCUCUUCCCUCCCUGCUGUUUUGGGAGUUUCCUUCCUGCUCUUUGAAGGCGCUCCGACCGCACCAGAGAUGGAUUUCUUCGACCCUCACUUGGAUUUCGGCCGCUUUGGAGUUUGCCCGUCUCGGGCGUUUCACGGCCCUCUCGUUUGAUCUUUCAUUCGAUCAGGGAGGUGCCUUGUUUGAGUGGCUCGUUAGCUCGGCGGCUGCGGCUGGCUCGAGCUCGUCACUCGUUGUCCGUUUCACUUCGAAUUCGUCUUGUGCUAGCGGUACGUUCUGA